CGGGAAUUUAAAUAUACAUCAAAGGCACAAUUCACAAUAUACAAUAGUGUGGAUUGUGAUCAUAGGGAACAAGUUAAAUCAAAACAAAAUUGUAUAUUUCAAAUCAAGUCUGAAUAAAAAAAUACCAAUCUGCAUUUGACAUAUUUUUAGUUGUUACUUAUGUUUUUCAACUUAAAACUUUUUUAUAUCUUGUACUUUGUACGUUUUUUGGUAAAUUUAUAUUUUUUCCAAAAGGAAUUUAUUUUUUCAAGUAAGUGGAGGGAAAAAGCUUACUGAAAGGCGGCAACACUGCGACGUUGUUAUUAGGCAAAUGGACGAGUGCGUUGUUCGGCUGUUUUUAGAAGAGGCGCCAUUGUUGUUCAAUAAAAUACGAAGAAAUAGCCAAGUUAACGCGUUUGUGGAUUAUUUUAACGAAUUUAACGAUUACGGAGAACUUUAUGAAGAUAUAAGGAGGAGUGACAAGCAAAGGAAGUGUGGAAUCUUGGAAAUAAGUGCUAAAAGUGGUGUAAUGUUUGUAGUUAAUUACAGUUGUUAGUGACAUGAAAGACUUUGUUAGAAACACUGGAUGAAUGGGAUUGCGCACAGCCUCGGUGAGGCGUCCCCAUGUGGCCCCAGUCAUGGCCCCAGCUCUGACCGAUACACAAUCUCCAACUUUUAAAUUACCCCCGAAACCAGCAUCUCCAAUAAACAGUUACGAGACAAACAAAUACGUAUCUAAUGCAAAGGACUCUUUUCACAAAGGUAGUAAUCCCUACAAUAUUAAUUCUGAUGAACUAGAUACUCUUGAAACACUGCUGAAUAAUAAGUGCUUGACCAAUUUAAGUGGUGCCUCGGACAACUCUUUAAAUAUAAUGAAUAAUAGCCCACCACUUAUGGGUGACCAAGGAGAUAAAAUGGGCCUUCAAAAAACUGCUUUGGACUCUGUUUCCAACAUGCAAAAAUCAGUUAAAAGUGCUAAUGAUGUGGAACAGUUAUUUAACAAUCUUACCUCGGUGUUGCCUGGAGGAGAUUUGGGACAAGAAUUGAUGCAAGUCAUUAAAUCUAUGGAGACUCCAAAUGAUUUGAAUAAUGAAAGCGAUGAAGUUUUUCCUCUAACAUCUUUUGAAAAGGAGUUGUUAAAUGAUGUUGAUGUGAUGAAUAUGUCCAUGGACCAACAAGAUGAAAUGGAGGAUUUAAAGGAAACUCAAGCAAAGGAUUUCCUUCAGAAUCUACAAAACAAACAAGCAAAAUAUGAAAGACGCUUAGAUUUCCUUAAAAGGAGGGUUUGCAAGCUACAAGCCCGAUUUAUGGGCCAGCAUAUAAGUGGAGAAAUUGGCGGGGUUUACGAAUUAGUGCACAGACAAAUAAAGAAAGCCAAGGAAAUGCAGGAAAACUCCCUGACCAACAAUGUUUUACCAACACCCAGUGAAUCGUUUAGUGCUGAAAAAGAAAAACCUAAACCCCUACCAUACGGAGCCACCAAAUCCUUAGUAAAAAAACUGGAAAUGACAACAUUACUACAAGCAAACUCUGCCUCAAGACAAAGACAUGUUGCCAAGUACUUUGGAUCUGGGUCUAUGGAGCCCAGUGUUUACCGUAGCAGUGCAACAAGCAUGGUUAAUAUACCAGCUUGGCCUCUGGAGUCGAAAAACGAACUGCAAAAAGUGACGGGGCUCUUGAAAACCGAGCUGGAAUUAGUGCAAAAACAAGUGGACUCUGAAGCGACAGAAAGUAGUUCGGGCGGCGAAAGUUGCGAUGAAAUGCAAACUUACAACAACCCCCAUCAACAAUAUUUAAGCAUACAAAAACGAGCUCUAUGGAAGUACAGCACGGACCGGGCGGCCAUAGCGGCCCGGUGGACGUGGCUGCAGGCGCAAAUCUCGGACCUGGAGUACCGGAUCCGACAGCACACCGACCUGCACAAGCAGAUCCGCACCGGCAAGGGGGCGAUAACGCUGGGCGGCGCGAGCCCGCCGCCGCCGCCGCCGCAUCUGCCGAACGUGCCCGCUUCCCCGACCGCCGUCAACGGGUACCGCGGGCAGCUGCCCGGCAACAGCCCGGACUGCGCGAACGGCGCCGUACUUUCGUCCGGGCUCGAGUAUCAGUGCGCGAGGACUAGACCUUUGGUGAAUUUCAAGAAGAGGAAGCUGCUGCCGACGGCCGGUCUGCACGUUAUAUCGAAAAAGGCGGCCAGGCCCAGCUCGAUGAGGUGCGGGUGUGCUCCGAUGUCUGUGCCUUGUGCUCUGUGCACCGGCCGAACUGACCCGACGCAUCCGAGGAACCCGCCCGAAACUUUGGGCAAGGCGGAAAGGAUCGCGCUGCUCGAUCCCUCCUACCAUCCGGUCUUCUCGUUGCCAGAAGAUGCAUCUCAAAGUAUCCACUUGGAGGCCAUCAUGAAAACGUCGGAAUGGCAGCAGAAGAGCACGCGAAUGAAGACUUUGAAGGUGAUGUCUCGAGCGGAAAAACUCGAAAUGACCUCUUUGGAACAUAGAUCUAAAAAAUUGGAGCACCGAAAGAAAUACGGACGGCUUCUGAAGCCGAGCACCAUGUCUGCGUUAUCUGCCAAGUUGAAAAACAAGAUGAGGGGUCGCAAAGCGUCACGCCACUCUUUGAACCGACUGAGCAGAAAACGGCACACGGCCAAGGUGGCGAUGGCGCAGCUGAACGCGCUGGCUUCGGAGGGCGCGGACGACGAGAUCGAGUCGAUCGGCAACAGCGCGAUGGGAUUGCCGUCGAUGGACUCGCCUUCGUCGUCGCCGUUGCUGCAGAUGCAGUCGAUUUCCGGCUACACGCGGAAAAAUCGCAUCCAUUCGUACGACAUCGACAACAUCGUGAUCCCUUACAGCGUUGCCGCGUCGACGCGCGUCGAGAAGCUCCAGUACAAGGAGAUUUUGACGCCCAAGUGGAGGUUGGCAGAUCCAGAUUUUGGUGUCAAGUCUGAAGUCAAAAACAAUGGAAUAGUUCGUGAUCCUAGUCAAGAUGAGGAUGCGGAAGAUUUGUGCGAAGAAUCGGUGGUGGCGCGGCACGACCGCUGCGAGCACGACGAAAAGAAAAAGUUCCUCAGCUACCUGAAGCUGCCGCUCGGCUACGGGCGGCGCUCGCACAAACGCACCGACAGCCGGGCAGAGUCGUCGGGCGCGAACACGCCCGAUCCGAUGUCGCCGUCGCACGGCGGCGGGCAAGCGGGGCCGAACGCAUCGAACAACAACGAGAACGCGUCGCCGUUGGCAUCGCCGCCCGCGACGCCGCUACCUCCCGCCCUCCUCAAGGAGGAGGAGGCGCCGAUGGCGGCGCAAGCCCAGCUGCCGUCCGUCAGCGUGAUGCGGCGCAGGACGAUGUCGCAGUCGAGGUUCGCCAAAGAUCGGGAGCUGAAGGAGGAGCAGCGGUGCAACACUCCCGAAGAAGUGCCGGUGGAGGUCCAACCGUACGAAACACGCACGUUUCCCCUGAACGAGGACAUCUACGACAAGAUGGUGAAGGUGAUGCCCGACGACCACCACGAAGUAAAGACGAACGCGUGGGCGCAGGACCCGAGCGCCGACGACAGUUUCGGCGCGCCACCCAUUCGCGUCGGUUCGACGGACGAAGGCGGCGGCGCGGAGGGCGCGCGCCCCAUCGACCCCGCCCCCGCUCCCGACGCCUCCUCCCUCUCUUCUUACCUGGACGACAAGAUGGUCGGCUCGCCGGGCAGCGAGUCGACGGAGUCGGCGCUGGGCGACGAGGACCCGAACGAUCCCGAGUGGAUCGACGUCGAGAGGUCGUCGCGCGACCGCCACAAAAGAUAGGCCGCCCCGCCUCCAUUCGGAUUUUAUUUGUGAUGUGACGUGACACUGAAGAGUGUUUGAUCAACUAUAGUUAGUAUUUGACACCAGACUUUUUGUAAUAUUGUGUUAAAGGCUGGUCCAUAAUUGUUUCAACGAAACAACAAUUAGUUUUUUUAUUCUCACAAAGCUUGGGAUUUUGUAUUUGAAAAGUCUGUGAUUGUGGUUACAUAUAAACAUGAAAAAAUAUUUCAAUACCGUUGUUGCUUUUUGGUAUUGUAAUAUGAAAAUAAAUUAAAAGCAAAUGAUACAGAAUUCGCAGGUUUUUGUGUUAUCAAAUAAAUUCACCUGUAUUAAUUUGUGUUGUAAAAUAUCUACAGUUAAGUUAUUCAUUUUUGUAUUGUUUCAAGUUUAUAAAUAAAACUAUUCGUUACAGCAUAUUCAUUCAACUUAGGUUUCAGUAAUGUAUAGCUCAACGACAGUAGUUUAAAAAACAGUGGACAAUAUUUUUUUAAUUGGAUAUUUUAGUUGUGUACCAAGAUAUCACUUGAAGACUGUCAUUUUGGAAUUUACAAGCCAAUUUCCAUAAAAUUAAUCUUUAUUUUAUUUGGUAAUAAAUUUACAUAUCUGACUACAUUUGCUUACAAAUGUUUUAAAUUGAAAAAUACAUUUAACUACCUCAUUUGGUAUCAUUUCAGAAAAAUCAAAACUAAUCCAAAGUCUACUGUUUAUUUUAUGGAUAAUAUUGGACACUAAAACUAAUUUUUAUUGUUUCAAGUUUUAGUAUUUGUCCGAUUUGAAAAUUGCCCAUAAAUGUUGGGUAAAAUUAUUUUAAUAUGCAGAUAGAUGUGUUAUUUGUCUACAGCAUAUGCUAUUAUUCCUUAAAAAUUGUUAAAAUUACUAAAGUACUCUUUAUAAGAGUAACAUGUAUUAUAGAUUUUUAGAAUAUUUUGAUAUAUUAUAUGUAUUAAAAUUAUUUGGUUUUUAGUUAUUAAAAAACUCAUUUAAAAAUUAUCUAUAAAAGUUGUAUGUUGAGAUAUAUUCUACUUGUAAAUUGUAAAAUUGAAAAAAUGAAUACUAUUUAUUUUCAAACGCUUAUGUAGCCAAAAAGUUAAGUUACUGUAGUGGUACAUACAUUUUUAUAUGCAAAUAUGUUUUAAUAAUAAUAAGAUACAAUAAAACAUAACUUACCCA
Molecule: messenger RNA, 4934 nt
Organism: Brassicogethes aeneus
Lineage: Eukaryota; Metazoa; Arthropoda; Insecta; Coleoptera; Nitidulidae
Source: the annotation of a GenBank genome assembly